AUGGAUUCACUGAGCUUCCUUUCCCUCUUUCUCAUUCUCUCAAUUAAUCACAUACUCAUCAUCAAAGCUCAAGCCCCCGCCUUUUCACCGGCUCAACCUCCGCCGGCAACGGCCACCCCACCUGCGGUGGCGACACCACCAGCUACAAGCUCUCCACCUCCCUCGUCAUCGCCGCCACCAACAACAGCCACACCUCCCGCGGCAACACCUCCAACUUCAAGCUCUCCACCACCCUUGCCCCCGCCACCGACAACCGCCACACCACCAGCAACUCCGCCGCCAGCACUUCCUCCACCAGUUCCAGCGCCGGAAACGCCGCCGCCUGCAUUGCCUCCAGCUCCAACAAAGCAAGCGCCUGCACCAGCACCUGUGCUUCCGCCGGUGUUGGCGCCGGCUCCGGCGCCGAAGGGAGGAAAAAAGCAUAAGAAGAAAAGGCAUAGGAAGAAGAAGGCACCGGCACCGGCGCCGGCGGCACCAAGUCCGCCAGCACCGCCGUUAUCUUCUUCGUCGGACGAGGAUAUCACGGCGCCAGCGCCGCAACCAGAUGACAAUGGAAGUAUAGCUAUACAAGGAAGAUGGGCAAGAACAAUGCUGGCCAUUGUUGUGCUCUUUGCAGUUGUCAGUUGAAGUGGAUUAUUUCUGCAAUUUUUUUCUUAUAUCAUUUAUAUUGAAAAAUUAUUUCAUUAUAUUGUUAUUUAAAAAAAAGGUUCAAUUUUUAUAGUUAUUAGAGCCUUGGCUUGAUUUGUAAUAAAUGUAAAAUAUGGUGGAUUUUGGUAAUAUGGGGUUGCAAUAUUGAAAUUUAUGUUAAAGAUUGAAA
Dendrobium catenatum is the source of this 817-nucleotide messenger RNA. RefSeq names its product lysine-rich arabinogalactan protein 19-like. Lineage: Eukaryota; Viridiplantae; Streptophyta; Magnoliopsida; Asparagales; Orchidaceae. Gene Ontology annotation, cellular component: plasma membrane. The transcript has 2 exons. The record is from RefSeq and is a predicted model, not a curated record. The coding region runs from base 1 to 627 and encodes 208 amino acids.